Messenger RNA from Phycomyces blakesleeanus NRRL 1555(-), 456 nucleotides. RefSeq lists its product as hypothetical. Bases 1 to 456 code for a protein of 151 amino acids. The transcript has 2 exons. NCBI's taxonomy places the organism in Eukaryota, Fungi, Mucoromycota, Mucoromycetes, Mucorales, Phycomycetaceae. The record is from RefSeq and is a predicted model, not a curated record.
AUGACUAUCCACAAGUUCCAAGGCCAGAUUCUUGACAAAGAUGGUCUGUAUCUUCCUGACCAUGUCUUUGGUCAUGGCCAGUUGUAUAUUGCUCUCUCAGAUUCAAACUCCAAACUCACUAUCACUCAACACAUGUUGAAGAAGAUGAUCAAGAUGUUGUCCGACUCUAAUGUCAUUGCUUGUGAGGAAGAUCAUGACACGUACAAAGAUUUUGCAAGCAUAUGCAAAUUAAAGCUACAACAGGAGAAAUUUAUGGUUACGAAGGCCCAAGACAAAAUCAGCAAAGGACGCUAUUUUUUCAAAGGGCAAAACAAGACCAAGAAACUUGUAACUCAAAAAGAAAGAUUGAAUUUUCUGCUUGUCUUGGAUGAAAGCGGCUUCCUGAAAGAGUUUCGAAUGAGCAAGAGCUCUUUUUAUAAGCUGUAUGAUCUUGUAAAAAACCACGAGCUUUACUAA